Messenger RNA from Anarrhichthys ocellatus (wolf-eel), 4276 nucleotides. It is a transcript of the gene nyap2b, whose product is annotated as neuronal tyrosine-phosphorylated phosphoinositide-3-kinase adaptor 2b. The record is from RefSeq and is a predicted model, not a curated record. Gene Ontology annotation, biological process: phosphatidylinositol 3-kinase/protein kinase B signal transduction; neuron projection morphogenesis. Lineage: Eukaryota; Metazoa; Chordata; Actinopteri; Perciformes; Anarhichadidae. The transcript is spliced from 7 exons. The coding region runs from base 918 to 4244 and encodes 1108 amino acids.
AAACAAAACAGAAAAACGACCAACUGGAGAAAUGAACUAGGGCAUGAGUGCUUAUGCAGACGAGUUGAAAGGCACACAGGAAGAUAAAUAGGAGUGUGGGCAGGAAGGAGAGAGAGGGAGAGAGGAUGACGCUCUGGUAGAAGGUGGCUACAGUAGGCAGUGGGCGUGUUCUUGUUGUUGUGAUCUAUAGCUGGGAAGCUCAGUGUCAUCCUGCUUAAGCACAGAGCGACUGUACAGACCUGUGUGGACGAGCAGGGCAGAGGGAGCCGGCAGGGAAUGCCAUACACACACCGCUCUGUGUCACAUCGGUCUCAACCUCCAGGGCACUGUGGAGCGGGAUUGCUUCCACCUGUGCAAGACAUUUCGUGCGUUCGGACAUAUCAAACGCAAGAGGAGAGACAUUCUGGGAAAGAAGCACCAGAAAGACUGUGAGCGCCUGGUCUGCAGCUGCAAGAGGAGUUUUGACUGUUUCGAGAGUGCUAGUGUGAAUUUGUGUCAUGCUUGCGGGUGUGGUCUGUUGCUGCGCCGCAUCUUCCUUCUGUCUCUAGCAAGUGCAGAUGCGUGGAGCGGUGAAGCUGGCACCUGGCAAGGAGUUCAUCACCAUCUGGACUGGAGGGCUCACAUCUCCCUUUUCUGCCCAGGGGAGGGAGCGUUGGGCCAGGGCACCCGAUGGCCCAGCUCCCCCUCUAGCCCACAGCCUUAUCUCGGGUCACAGUGACUCCUUCUAGCAAGUCAAUCAGGUGGACCAUACAAUGGAUGCAAGUGUAUGUGGAUUUAAGUGGAAUAGUGCAUGGGUGCUCCAGCAUAGGUCAGAGUUCACUAGCGUGCACCAGACUCAUCAGGGGAACACAGAAGACACGUUGGUCCACAAACCAGCAAGAACGCAGCCCCAUUAAUGCUGUGGAAACACUUGAAGAAUGAUGAGCUCCAAAGAGGAGGAAACUCUCCGUUUUUUCCAGUAUGUUGAGGAGAAUGGGCUGAGAGCCUACAACGGCCUGGUAGCUCAGAACUUGGACCACGCCAGGAAUGAGAGAAAUAGGACAUUCCUGCAGGAGAAAAACGACAAGAAGAGAAAACAGGAGGAAGCCAUACGGAGGACAGGUGAGGACAUUGCGACCGAAGGCAAGCACUUACGCAUGGGCUCCAUUACAAUGCCGGACCCCCAGGAAUGCAUGCCCCACCCGCAUGCCCUCGCCUGUGGGCAAGGCUUCUCCGUGCGCUCCCAGUCCCUCCACUCUGUCGGCGGUGGGAGCAGUGGGGGCGGAGGAGAGGAGGAGGUAGGAAGCCCGACCUCUAGGAAGCAGCCCCCACCCAAGCCCAGGAGGGACCCGGCCACCAAGCUGAGCAUGUCGUCUGAGGCGGUGGACUACAGUCCCACGUCCACCUGCCGCGGGGAGAGAUGUGACGCAGCUCAAGGAUGCAGUGAGGACUGCAGGAGGGUGCCGCCACCCAAACCUAAGAGGAACCCCAACACACAGCUGAGCGUCUCCUUCGAUGAGUCCUACAUCAAGAGCCACGCGGGCAACGGGGUUUGCCCCUCCAGACCCCUCCACCAUGUCACCUCCCCCUGCGAGCGAAACGCCUCGCCUCCGCAGAGUGAUGAGAGCCCGACUGACGACUGUGAAGACGAACCUGUCUACAUCGAGAUGGGCGGGAUCGAUAUCGGCCCACGGGAACCCUUGAAGAGUGAGGACGAGGAGCCGGGAGAGUCCGUGUACGAGGAGAUGAAGUACCCAGCUCUGGACGAUAUGGAGUACCGCACCGACCCUGUGGGGUGUCGCUCCGCGUGCCCCACCCCGGCACCCUAUGAACCUGAACCUCUCAGCCGCUGCUCCACCCCACGAAACAUUCCGCUCUGUGACAUUCCUGCACCCUUCCCCAAUUUACUCACCCAUCGGCCUCCGCUGCUGGUGUUCCCACCGUCGCCAGCCCAGUGCUCGCCAAACUCAGACGAGUCUCCCCUUACCCCUCUCGACGUAACCAAACUGCCCAUGAUGGAGAACCAGUCCUACAGCAAAUCUCCAACAUCCUCCAGCGAGCCACCUUCCUCUGCACACAUCCGUAGGGAGCUCACUGCCACCCCGACCCUCACCGUCUCCGGCCGCUCCUCUGCGCCACCUCUGCCCUCUACCCUCUACAAAUCCUCCUCCUCAUCCUCCUAUCAGCGCAGCCAUUCCGCUUGCCCGUCGCCAGUCAGCAUGGGCCGCUGUCUCACCCCUCUCAGCCUCAUGCGUACGCCUCCCUUCGAUGCUCCCAUGCCAUUCCCCGGUGGUCUGCCACGGAGUGCCUCCGCCACCCCUCACGGCAAAGGCUCGCCACCUCAAGAUGGUGGGGGCCGACUCCAUGGCUCCAUGCAGAAUGUGUCGACAGGGCGUUCACGGACACCCACCAGUCCACUGGACGAACUCACCAACCUGUUCACGACAGGCAGGAACAUGCUGAAGAAAAAUGCCAGUGGCAGGAAGUCUAAAGAGCCUGGAGAGAUCGAGUCCAAAAGCAAGUCUCACAGCGAGUCCAAGCGUGAGGGCAAGGAGCGCCACAGCCACGGUCACAGCAAGGAGUCCAAGCGAGACUCCAAGGAGCGCCACAGCAAAGAGUCUUCUCACCGGAGAGACAAAGACAAAGACAAAGACAGAGACAAAGACAAAGACAAAGACAAAGACAAAGACAGAGUAAAGGACAGAGACAAAGACAGAGUAAAGGACAGAGUAAAAGACAGAGACAAAGACAGAGUAAAAGACAGAGACAAAGACAGAGACAAAGAUAAAGAAAGACGGAGCAGCAAUGUAGAGCCCCUUCCCAACAGACGCAACAGUAAAGACCGUACUUAUAGCGGUGCAGAUGCGCCACCUGUUUGCAGGGAUAGCAGGGACCAGGGUUGCAGCAGUGUAGAGCCCAUCCCAUUGAUAAGAAGAGACUCCAAGGACAGAGGGCUUAGCAAUGGUGAUCUGAUGCUAAGGAGAGAUAGCAAAGAUCGAGGCGGGGGACAAGGAAUGGAACCUUUGGUGAGGCUGGACAGCAAAGACAGGCUGCUAGAUCAGCCACCUGAGCUGUUACAAAGACAAGACAGCAUGGAAAGGGCAAAAAACGGUGUAGACGGUCGACACGAAAGCAGAGAGAGACUGCUGGAUCAGCCACCUGAGCUCCUACCACGACAGGAUAGCAAAGAGAGAGCCAGGAACGGCGUGGACUCAAAGCAUGAAAGCAGAGACAGGCCACCUGAGCUUCUCCCCCGAUCAGAGGGCAAAGACAGAGCUAGAACCGGAGCAGAAUUUAGGCACGACAGCAAAGACCACCGUCCUGAUCUGUUACCCCAACAGGAUGUCAAAGAGAGAGCAAGAAAUGACGCUGAGCAUAGACACGAAGGUAGAAUAGACCAGCCACCAGAGAUCAUUCCCCGACAAGAAACAUCCAGAAACAACAACUGCAAGGACAGGGUUGGCUACGGCUCUGAGUCCAAGCAUGAAGGGAGAGAUCGGAGCUGCCACAACGGUGGAGAACUCCCUCCUCCUCCUCUGCCCAGACAGGACAGCAAAGAUCUGAGGAGAACUGGACUCGAGGUGAGACGGGACAGCAAAGACCGAAGUCCGAAUGGCUCGGAGCAGCAUCAUUAUGAUGCCAAAACCACCAAGAGCCCCUCUGCGAUGGAGUACAGGUGUGACAGUAAAGAACGAGGACACAGAUCAGAUGGCACGCCCAGACGAGAUAACAGGGCCAAUCACAGCACGGACCAAUCAAAAGCACAAGAGAGGAACGGCAGCACAGUGUCAGGGCAGCAUUCAUCCACCACGACGCCCACUCACCACGGGAGAUCAUCAGGUAGCCCGCCAUUGACCACGGGAACGGCAAAUGAUCUGAAAGUAGCACCUAAGUAUGGCCGCUCACCUUCUAUGCCCGCUAACCCCUCCCCAAUGGGAACUCCACAAAGGAAAGCAGCAGAGACGCAUCACAGUCAGAUGCCCCAGAUGCCGUGGAUCUGCGGAGACACCACCAUGCUGGACCAGAUUGAAAGGAAGCGCACCCUCUGCAUGGAGAUCCGCUCCAGGCAACAUCCACACCUGCAGAGAUCUCUGGAGAGGCCUCCUCCUCCGGACAGGAACGAGGAGAGGCACCAGGAGCGGAGUCAGUGCAAGCAAGAAAGUGCACCUGUCCUCCCGGGCUGGGGGAAAAGCAGCGGGGCCAAAAAGAUCCGUCCUCCCCCUUACCCUACACAGAAAACCGUAUUCUGGGACACGGCCAUCUGAGAGUAACCACACACACUUGCACCUCCCUGCCA